Molecule: messenger RNA, 2706 nt
Organism: Stegostoma tigrinum
Lineage: Eukaryota; Metazoa; Chordata; Chondrichthyes; Orectolobiformes; Stegostomatidae
Gene: bmp10
Product: bone morphogenetic protein 10
Exons: 2
Coding region: 482-1738 (418 amino acids)
Biological process (GO): SMAD protein signal transduction; BMP signaling pathway
Cellular component (GO): extracellular region
Molecular function (GO): growth factor activity; cytokine activity
Source: RefSeq, a predicted model, not a curated record
ACACACACACACACGCCUCUGGGGCAAGUGGGGCUUGAGUCUGGGCCUCCUGGCCCGGGGGUAGGGACACUACCAGCCAGUCAGAGCCUUGUGGAUGUUUGGAAAUGGAAGUGUUGGCGAUGCAGGAAGUGGAUAUGAGGAGCUGUUUACACAAAGCUCAUUAAGGAGCAGGAUUGAGUGAGAAGCGAAUCUGGUUGAUGUUCGAUAUCUGCCAGUGAGAGAGAGAUAAGGGGGAAAUGCCAGGUCACUGAGCGUUGGCCAAUUAGUGGGAGCAGGCUCCCUUGCUCAUUCAGACGUCAGGCAAGUUAUUUUUCCAAACAAAAAGUUUGGGUCAGCGUUGUGUUUGAAUGAGAGCCGCGGAGAGAGCGAGCAGGAUUAAGCAGCUCCUGAACCAGUGUGGGAGUGAGAGCAGGUUUUCCGCAAUACCCUGCAACCCAGAUACACACACAGAGAAAGGGAGAGAGAGAAACAAGCUGCCAGCAUGUGGAGGAGUCUGUAUCUCCUGGGCGCAGUGCUCUGUCUCACAGCCAGCAGCCCCAUAGAGAACAGGGCAGACCUGAGCCAAACAGCUCCCCGCUACCUGCUGGAGGAUGAGCCCCAGGCCGAGGACACAGCUGACUUCAGCAGCCUGCUGGCCAAGAUGAAAUCGGAGUUCCUCAAGUCCCUCAACUUGUCAGGCAGCCCCGGAGUGCCAGGGCACAGGCCACAGCCCCCUGAGUAUAUGCUGGACCUGUACAACAGGUUCGCCAACGACAGAACCGCCAUCCCUUCCUCCAACGUGGUCAGGAGCUUCAAGAAUGAAGACCUGUCACUCGGCAACCAAACUGAUGAUGUGAGGAUCCAUUCUCUGCUCUUCAAUGUGUCAGUUCCUCACCAUGAAGAAAUCACCAUGGCUGAACUCCGUCUCUUCACCCUGGUCGAUAUGGACCGGAGAAAAUACGAAGGAGUGGGCAGGAAAGUCACCAUUUAUGAAGUGAAUGGCCAGCACGAUGAAAGGACAGCAAAUGAUUCCAUUCUGUUGAAAUUAGCCGAAAGGCAAAUGUACAGCAGAGACAGUAGCUGGGAGACGUUUGAUGUGACUGAAGCGAUAAUGAGGUGGUCCAAGUUGGACAGUACCACUCACCGGCUUCAGGUGCACAUUGAAAACAUGGGAGGUGAAAAGGAUGACGAGGGAAGACUUGACAUUGACACGAAGCCAGAGACGAAUCACACGCCCUUGUUAAUUGUGUUCUCCGAUGACAGAAACAGCAUCAAAAAAGAGGCCAUUGAAGAGUUGGAGCAAAUGAUUGACCAUGAGAAGGAUGCGGCCUUUCAGAGCUUGAACAAUGAAAAUUUUGGCUUGAGCGAAGAAACGUUGCUGCAGAGGCAGUCAAACAUGCUCUAUGACACCUCCUCCAGGAUCAGGAGGAGCGCGAAAGGCAGCUACUGCAAAAGGAGUCCCCUCUAUGUCGAAUUUAAGGACAUUGGGUGGGAUUCCUGGAUUAUAGCCCCGUCAGGAUAUGAAGCGUAUGAGUGCAAAGGUUUCUGCUACUACCCACUGACAGAACAGGUCACCCCAACCAAGCAUGCCAUUGUUCAGACUCUGGUCAAUCUCCGUAACCCCAAAAUGGCAGCAAAAGCUUGUUGUGUCCCCACAAAACUGGACCCCAUCUCCAUCCUCUAUGUGGAUGAUGCAGGUGCGGUCACAUAUAAAUUCAAGUAUGAAGGUAUGGUAGUGGCUGAAUGUGGUUGCAGAUAGUACAACAGCAUGAAGACAAAGUAACUCUAAUAUAUAUGAAUGUCCAAAGUAUUUAAGAACUACGGUUGUAAAUGUGUAUAUUUUUUUUUAAUCUGCCUAUUUAAGAUGCUUAUUUAAGGACCCAUGUACAGCUAAAUUUGCGGUUUAUAAUGAAUCGUGUGUAAAUCACUUGUUUUAAGAGGUCACAGAAACUCGCUACAUUCCCAAAAAAAAGUUCUGGGAACAUUUUGGAGAUAAUUGGCAAAAACACACCCACAAAGAAGAUUGAGAUAUUUGUUCCCUUUCCUUCAAAGAGUGCAGCAGUAAUGAAAGUGAUGGAACCUCUUUGCCUUUGUUGCACAUUGGAGUUGGAAUGUCUGCACAUUGACAAAUACACAUAGACAUAGAUAGAACAUAGAACAUUACACCACAGUACAGGCCCUUCGGCCCUCGAUGUUGUGCCUACCUGUCAUACCGAUCUCAAGCCCAUCUAACCUACACUAUUCCAUGUACGUCCAUAUGCUUAUCCAAUGACGACUUAAAUGUACCUAAAGUUGGCGAAUCUACCACUGUUGCAGGCAACGCGUUCCAUUUCCUUACUACUCUCUGAGUAAAGAAACUACCUCUGACAUCUGUCCUAUAUCUUUCACCCCUCAAUUUAAAGCUAUGCCCCCUCGUGCUCGCCAUCACCAUCCUAGGAAAAAGGCUCUCCCUAUCCACCCUAUCUAACCCUCUGAUUAUUUUAUAUGUUUCAAUUAAGUCACCUCUCAACCUUCUUCUCUCUAAUGAAAACAGCCUCAAGUCCCUCAGCCUUUCCUUGUAAGACCUUCCCUCCAUACCAGGCAACAUCCUCGUAAAUCUCCUCUGCACCCUUUCUGAAGCUUCCACAUCCUUCUUAUAAUGCGGUGACCAGAACUGUACACAAUACUCCAAGUGCGGCCGCACCAGAGUUUUGUACAGCUUCACCAUAACCUCUUGGUUCUGGAACU